This is a messenger RNA of Lepus europaeus (European hare), 1033 nucleotides long. RefSeq lists its product as uncharacterized. The transcript has 2 exons. Bases 238 to 990 code for a protein of 250 amino acids. The record is from RefSeq and is a predicted model, not a curated record. NCBI's taxonomy places the organism in Eukaryota, Metazoa, Chordata, Mammalia, Lagomorpha, Leporidae.
GAGAGAAAGGUCUUCCUUUUUUGCCGUUUGUUUACUCUCCAAUGGCCGCUGCAGUGUGCCGCGGCCGGUGCAUCGCGCUGAUCCGAAGCCAGGAGCCAGAGCUGAAUGUGGCGAGUGUCUGGAAUUCCAUUCUUACAUUACAAGUCAGCCGCGCUGCCCGGGAGUUUGGAGGAAUCGGCUUUGUCUAUCGUUUCCACAUUGAGGAUGUGAGGCAUCGGGUCGGAUCACAACCACGCAAUGCAUGUCUGUCUUAAGUUAAGUAUUGGUGUUACACAAAUGGCUCUCGUCUGGAAGCGGGAGUGGCAGGAGGAGGGAGGGAGUUCUGUAAAUUGCUGCGACCUCGCAACGAUGGCAGAGAGAAGCCGCGGCCGGAGCGGGGCCGCACUGCCCGCGGACCCCCGUCCGCGCCCACGGGAGCAGAGCGAGACGGGGCACUGGGGCACGGCUCGUGUGUUCACGGCCAGGUGUGCCGGCUCCAGGGCCUCUGCCUCAGCCCUGCUCUGGGGGACGCGCUCCACGCUGCACACGGGCACACAGUGUCCCCAAAACUCGGUCACCUCCGGUCGGCGGAGCUUCGCCGGCUCGGCCUGGCAGACUUUCUCUGAAUCCACCGAGGGAAAUAAAGUGCUCGGGGCGGUGGGCGGCCCGGGCUUCUCUCUGCUCUCACGCAGGAGCACGGGGGAGGGAUGCGCGGACAUGGGGGCUGGUGCAGGCCUCCCGGGCGCUGGCCAGCACCGGCACUGGCGCCCCUGGGAGUGUGCGGUGGUCGACACGGACUGCUCCCCGAUAGCCCACGCCAGCCUCACCCUUCCCACGGCGGGGGUGGGGUGGGGCAUCGGUGCCCAGCAGACAAGCCGCUGCCUCGCUAGCCGCAGCAACACAGAACUCGGCAUGCAGGCUGGAGAAGCACUGAGGAGCUCAAAGGCACCGCCUGAGGCCGGCCAGUGUCUAAAAGAAAGAGAGCGAGCCGCGAGAGGGGGGAGCACCUGAGCCUGGCCACGCCCGCCCCGGAAAGCCCAGUGUUGGAAGCAAA